AUGACGAAUAUCACUUUCAUCCUCAUAGCCGUCAUUCUCACCACAGUAGCAUGUCAAACAUUCCAAUACUCCCGAGGGUGGACCAAUGGAAAGAGGGACCAUAAGAGAGAUCAGACCCUGGACCAGAUUCUGACUCCGUGCCAGAUGCAGAAGUUGAAGUAUUUAUUGCAGGGGAAAGCGUUUUCGGAUCGGUUACUGAUACCUUGCGACUAUACGGACGAAGACUCCGACCAGAGACAAAGAUACCAGCCGGAUGUUCAGGAUUCACUCACUGACUUUCACUAA
Molecule: messenger RNA, 285 nt
Organism: Pieris macdunnoughi
Lineage: Eukaryota; Metazoa; Arthropoda; Insecta; Lepidoptera; Pieridae
Source: the annotation of a GenBank genome assembly